Molecule: messenger RNA, 464 nt
Organism: Dryobates pubescens (Downy woodpecker)
Lineage: Eukaryota; Metazoa; Chordata; Aves; Piciformes; Picidae
Gene: NDUFA12
Product: NADH:ubiquinone oxidoreductase subunit A12
Exons: 4
Coding region: 24-464 (146 amino acids)
Biological process (GO): mitochondrial respiratory chain complex I assembly; response to oxidative stress
Cellular component (GO): membrane
Source: RefSeq, a predicted model, not a curated record
AGCGAGAGCGGCGCCGCCCCAAGAUGGCGGAGUACGUGCAGGUGCUGCGGCGAGCGCUGAAGCACCUGGGCGGGCACGGCGGCGUCCGCGGCGCCGUGUUGCAGCUGCUGAGGGUGAAUGAUCUGAAGACUGGCACGCUGGUAGGAACUGACAAGUAUGGCAACAGGUACUACGAAGACAAGAGAAACUUCUUUGGCAGGCACAGAUGGGUCAUCUACACCGAGGAGAUGAACAGCAAAAACACCUUCUGGGAGGUGGAUGGAAGCAUGGUGCCCCCUGAGUGGCACCGCUGGCUGCACUGCAUGACAGAUGAGCCUCCCACCACCCACCCUCCCGUGGCUCGGAAGUUCAUCUGGGAGAGGCACCAGUUCAACCUCAGUGGCACGCCGGGGCAGUACGUGCCCUACUCCACCACCCGCAGGAAGGUACAGGAGUGGGUCCCGCCCGCGGCGGCCCCCAAGUGA